AUAGCAAACUACGCAGAAUGCGAUAUUUUUAAUGCAGAUGAAACGGAAUUGUUUUAUAGAGUUCUACCUGAUAAAACCAUGGCGUUUAAAAAUGAGAUAUGUACUGGAGAAAAAAUUUCAAAAGAACGUUUAACUGUACUCUUGUGUACUAACAUGUUAGGUGAGUUUGAACGGCCACUUUUCAUAGGCAAAGCUAAACGUCCACGAGCCUUCAAAAAAUUGGAUAUUAACAACUUUCCCGUCAAUUGGUUUUGGAACAAAAAAGCCUGGAUGACGAUUGAAAUAAUGACUGAGUGGUUAAUGAAAUUUGAUAACAGAAUGGGUCAAAAUAAAAGAAAAUUUUUACUCUUUUUAGACAACGCGGCUCCUCAUCCACAUUUAAAAAUGAAAAAUAUUGAAAUUGUGUUUUUUCCACCUAACAUGACUUCUCAUUGCCAACCGCUUGACCAAGGAGUGUACUCAUUAGCAAGCUAUCUGGGUGUUGUCAAAUAUUUUUACUCUGAGACCAAUUCCUGUUGGAAAUUUUUCGCAGAGCGGCAACUAGAGCCGUCAGUUACCGCAUUCCCAGGACUAGUAAAUUUCCACCACGAGGACACAGUCACCGAAGUCGUAUUCCCGGAACUAGGCACCAAGGACACACUAUUGGAUAAAGCAGUCCUCGCGUCCUUUGUCAUUCAUUUUUCAUUUGUAGCGUCUUUACUUUUCCAUAUUUACAUUCUACUAUAA
This is a messenger RNA of Sipha flava (yellow sugarcane aphid), 726 nucleotides long. Its product is annotated as tigger transposable element-derived protein 6-like. Gene Ontology annotation, cellular component: nucleus. The annotation marks the transcript as partial. Gene Ontology annotation, molecular function: DNA binding. The record is from RefSeq and is a predicted model, not a curated record. Lineage: Eukaryota; Metazoa; Arthropoda; Insecta; Hemiptera; Aphididae. The transcript is spliced from 3 exons.